Molecule: messenger RNA, 1797 nt
Organism: Pestalotiopsis fici W106-1
Lineage: Eukaryota; Fungi; Ascomycota; Sordariomycetes; Amphisphaeriales; Sporocadaceae
Exons: 1
Coding region: 1-1797 (598 amino acids)
Cellular component (GO): mitochondrial matrix
Molecular function (GO): methylisocitrate lyase activity; isocitrate lyase activity
Source: RefSeq, a predicted model, not a curated record
AUGCUUCGCCGGGCAGUUGUCCGAGCUACCCGUUGCUCGGCCGCGCCGCUACGCACAACUGCUUCCAUCAGCUCCCGUGCACGAUUCUUCGCCACAACCAUGUCAAGAAUGUCCGACGUUAAUCCACCCGUCUCUACUGCUCUUCCGUCCGACGCCUUCCAGCUUCUUCCCGAGACGGAAAAGGCUGGCGCCGCAGAAGAUGCUCUCUACGAACAACAAAUCAAGGACGUCGAGGCUUGGUGGGCGAGUCCCCGUUUCGAGGGAAUCAAGAGACCGUAUACUGCCGCUGAUGUCGUUUCGAAGCGUGGCUCGCAGCUGCAAAGCUACCCAAGCUCGCUCAUGGCUAGGAAACUCUUCAACUUGGUUCAGGAGAGGCUGGCCAAGGGUGAGCCAAUUCACACCAUGGGCGCCAUUGAUCCGGUGCAAAUGACGCAACAAGCACCUCACCAAGAAGUCCUCUAUCUUUCUGGCUGGGCUUGCUCUUCCGUCCUCACCUCUACCAACGAAGUAUCUCCCGAUUUUGGCGAUUAUCCAUACAACACGGUUCCAAAUCAGGUUCAGCGCAUGGCCAAGGCGCAAUCAAUGCACGACCGAAAGCAAUGGGAUCUGCGCAGAAAACUGUCGCCUGAUGAGCGAGCAAAGACCCCGUACGUCGACUACUUUCGGCCGAUCGUCGCGGACGGUGAUACUGGACACGGUGGGCUCAGCGCAGUUCUGAAAUUGGCAAAACUGUUUGCCGAGAACGGGGCAGCGGCUGUUCACUUUGAAGAUCAGCUGCAUGGCGGGAAAAAGUGCGGUCAUUUGGCCGGCAAGGUGCUGGUGCCUACAGGCGAGCACAUCAAUCGACUCCUUGCAGCUCGAUUCCAGUGGGACGUGAUGGGCUCUGAGAACCUCGUUCUAGCUCGUACCGAUUCCGAGAGCGGAAAGCUCAUCUCAAGCGCCAUUGAUGUCCGCGACCAUGAAUUUAUCUUGGGCGUGGCAGAACAAGGUAUUGCGCCUCUAGCAGAGACUCUGCAGGCCAUGGAGGCUGCGGGUGCACCGGGCCCGGAAAUUGAUGCAUUUGAGGCCGAGUGGGUCAAGAAGACACGGCUUGUUACCUUUGAUGAGGCUGCGGUCGAGCAAUUGCGUGCACAGGGAGUGUCAGAGGAACAUAUUGGCGCAUACACUAGAGAAGUCGAAUCCAACAACAACUUGGGAAUAAGCAAACGUCGUAAGCUCGCCAACCAGUAUGCCAGCCAGCCCAUUACCUUUGACUGGGACGUUCCGCGUACGCGUGAAGGCUUUUACCACUUCCGGGCGGGCAUGAAGGCUGCAACCAAGAGAGCCAUUGCCUUUGGCCCAUACGCAGAUCUGCUGUGGGUGGAAACAGGCGAUCCUCAAGUCGAGGUUGCGGCCAAGCUGGGUCGUGCAGUCAGAAAGGUGCAUCCCAACAAGGGUCUCGUCUACAAUCUGUCUCCUUCAUUCAAUUGGAUGGCACAUGGCUUUACUGAUGCAACUCUCAAGUCUUUUAUUUGGGAUAUUGCAAAGGAGGGCUUCGUAUUGCAGUUGAUUUCUCUGGCAGGUCUUCACAGUACUGCCACCAUUACCAAUGAACUCGCAAAGGAGUAUAAGAAGGAUGGCAUGCUGGCAUACGUCAAUCUCGUCCAGAGAAGAGAAAAGGAGCUUGGAUGCGACGUUUUGACACACCAAAAGUGGAGCGGUGCUAGUUAUAUCGAUGGUAUUCUUGGGGCCAUUCAGAGUGGCAGCAGCGGCAGCAAGAGUAUGGGCGAGGGUAACACGGAAGGUCAAUUUUUGUAA